CACAACAAUUUCUUCUCGUUCCCUUUCCGAGCUAUCCAUGUCGGGAGGUUCGAGCAAUGGAUGGUUCAAUAAGGUCGCGUUUACAACGAUGUGGGGAGAAGGAGAAACGCUUAAAGAUUUUUCAAGAAAAUGUGAUGUUGAAUCCCACAAUACCAAUUCCGGUCAAAAAUACAAGUUGGGGAUCGAUACGUUCAGUGACUUGACUAAUGAAGAGUUUAAAGCAGAAAUGCUACAAAGCUACGAUGCCGAUUCCGGUCAAACAUACAAAUGGGUGAUCAAUACGUUCACUUACUUGACUAAUGAGGAGUUUAAAGCCAUGAGAAAUGGUUACAAACACCGAUCUUCCAGAAUUUCAGUCUCAUCGUUAAAAAGUUCUUUCAAAUGCGAAAUUAUGUCUUCAUUCGCCGUUACUGACACCGUGGAUUGGAGACAGAACGGAGCCCUGACUGCCGUUAAGAACCAAGGGUGUUGUUGGGCGUUCUCUGCAGUGGCAGCUGUAGAAGGGAUAGUCCAAAUCACCACUGGAGAAUUAUUCUUACCUUCGGAGCAAGAGCUGGUUGACUGUGAUACAAGUGGAAUAGACCAAGGGUGCAAAGGAGGUUUGAUGGAUGGUGCCUUUGAAUUUAUCAUUUCCAACAACGGCCUCACCACUGAAACCAACUAUCCUGAUGAAGGAAAUUGAUGGAACCUGCUGCAACACAGGGCAACAAUUAAUCUAACUCUAUUGC
Molecule: messenger RNA, 728 nt
Organism: Rubroshorea leprosula
Lineage: Eukaryota; Viridiplantae; Streptophyta; Magnoliopsida; Malvales; Dipterocarpaceae
Source: the annotation of a GenBank genome assembly